UGUGUGUUUCAAUGAGGUGUUCCCUGGCCAGACGGGACAAGCUGAAUACAGGCUGAGCACUGAGUAGACAAAGGGGGUCUAACCUUAAUUCAAGAAAUCCUUACAAUCUGGGGGGCUUUGUCCAGGAUACCUCUAAUCAGGUGAGUGCUGCUUUUUUAUUUUUCUCUAUAAAAGGAUAGAGCAAGCACGCUCCCUGUUUUGUGGUAUCUGGACCGUGUAGAGGAGGUUUGAUUUGUGGCUUUUACGCCUGUUUAGCAAGCACUCGCUUUUGAAAAGUUCCUGGAACUGAAGCGUAGUGUGAAAGCUGUAUUCUGUUGCCCGCUCUUUGUUGUUUUUUUUGUUGAAGUUUUGUGUUGUUUGUUGAAGAUAUUGGUUCUUUCGGUCGGGGGUUAAUUUACAUUUCUAAAAUGGGUAAUAGGAACACAACUACUUAUCCAAAGCCGGACCCAGAAGAGGUCCCGCGCGACUGGAUGAAUAGGUGUGGACUCACUCGCUUUACCACACCUUGGCUCGAUAAUUUAUCAGGGUGGACUGAACCACAACCUCAAUUUUUAACCUAUCCACACAGAGGUACUUUUAAGUCUGAAUAUCUAGCCUAUGCUUACUCUCAGAUAUAUGAGGGUAUGGGUGAUCCAGGUUGGGAUUAUCCCUACAUGGGUUUGGGUUACCAAAAAUGGGUAGAAAUGAAAGCUCUCUGGGAUAAAUACUUGAACAUAAAAGAAACUAAAAUACAAAAGAAAAAGAUUCCCAAGGUCACAUUUGAAACUAAGUUCAAGUCGCCUUUUCCGGUCCCUCCUCCACAUCAUGCUGAAACAGUAACAUCAGCAUCUAACCAAUCAAUUAUUGAGGAAAUCUAUCCUAAUUUGAAUCCCACUAAUCCUUUCAUGAACUGCCCUUCUGUGCCUGUCUCCCCCUUUCUCACAAAUGCGGGCUCACCCGUGAGCUGCUCCAUUGCUGUGGAAGCAAGGGGAGCCUCGCUGAAAGAGUGGUUCUCUGGAAAGGGAAAGACUCCCAAGAGGGUGUUGGGACGAACUCCUGAUAGCCCUCUUUCGGAUGAUCUCGAGGACACUGAUGAUGAGGAUGAUGAUUAUGAUAACCCGAACGAUGUAGGUCCGAUUGUGAGGUCUCGCCCCAACCCUCUAACAGAAAACACUCCGUUUGUUUUCUCCAUGGGACCCAAGGGUGCAAAAAUCCUUCCACCAUCCGUAAGCACGCUAAAGGACCUCAUUAAAAUGCUCCCUUCUCCCAACAAACCUUUGGAUUUUGUUGAUGUGCUGAUAAAGGCUUCUAGGUACUGUCAGCUCGUGGGUGCGGAUUAUCGCUUUAUUUUGCAAAUGGUUUUGGGAGACUGGUACGAUGAGGCUGAUUUGAUAAAGACGGUAAAAUGCUUAGACCCCAAAGCAGACAAAUGGCCUAUAGUGGUGAAACAUGAAGACGUAGACAGGGGGAGACGAUGGUGGAAAAAGAAGGAAUAUGAGUUUCUUUGGGGCAAUCCUAAUGAGGCUAUGGGACUUUUAAAAAAUGAGCUAACUGCCUAUCUUCUCUCACGUCAAGAAGCUAGACAGGAUCUGUCGCAGGUAACUAAUUGUAAACAAGAAAAGGGCGAGACUACAACCAAGUUUCUUGAGAGGUUUAGAGAGACCUGGACCCUUUUGGGUGGUAUGCCCCUGUCUGAGGCAGACCCUAACCCACUUUUCCUUACCACCUUCUUGAAUAAUUGUCGACUAGAAAUCGUAAAAAUUUUAAAGUUCCAAUUGUCAGACCGUUCUACAAUGACUAUUAAAAGAUUAGGCGAGCGUGUGAGAACAAUGGAAGGAGAUGGUAUUUUAGAAUGCAAACAAGUGGAAUGUCUCAUACAAGGAUACAGAAAUGGAAAAAAAGGGGGUAGAGGAGGCCGUGGAAGAGGUAGAGGAAGUCUACAGGGUCAAAGUGCACCAAGUAGAUCUGGUAUUUGUUACUAUUGUGGAAAAAAAGGUCAUUGGGCUCGUGGAUGUCGUACGAAGGCCCGAGGAGAGGGACGUGAUGGACAGAAUGCGUAUAACCAAUUGACUAAUGGUCAGUGGCAUGAUGCUCAUGAGGUGUUUUCUCCUAAUCAUUCCCAGCAGUCGCCGCAGCGAGUGCAACAACAACAACAACGGCGGCAACAUAUACCCAAUCCCGUCUCACGGAUGCAGUUUUCUAGGUGGGUGGAAGCUUUCCCGUGUGCACGAGAGAAUGCAAAAAUGGUGACCCGAGUCCUAGCAAAAGAAAUAAUACCUCGUUAUGGCGUGCCUCAUGCUAUUGACUCAGACUAAAGACGUGCUGCAGUGAUGACCAACCCGUGACAUGACACAGAGGGAUCGUCUUGGGUUGCCACGGAACGACUUCACUUCUGCUAUUAGUGUAGCAUUCCUGGUGGUGUCUUAGCGCCUCGUGAGGUGGGACGAGUGCAGAUUGGGCGUGCCCGCACUCUGAGCACUGUAGCGUCAAGAAAGGCAAUAGGUCACCACUAGUAAUUAUUUAUGAGUCAGACCUGUUGUGUCUCUUUAGCCUGUGCAUUCUCUGCUGUGUGCAAAAUCUUUUGUAUACGUAUGUUUCAGGUUAUGUUCUCGUAGUGUUAUUCAACAAUGUUUCUUGUGAAUAAAAGGGGGGGAAUUGUAGGGAAAAUUUCAUUUUUAGUGUGUUUCAUGAUAUUCUAUGUGCAUGAGAACAGAGUGUUAUCUUUCUUUGUCCUCGACACACUGCGCUUUCAGCAAACACAUUCCUUAGUAUAAUCUAUGUUCAGGGUCGUAAAACUGCUGAAGGCUCAUAAAUGCAGAACUACCCCCAAGCUUCUGUUCUUCUUCACGUUAUCUUUUAUAAACAUUUCAGACACUCCUGCACCCCUCCUUUUAGUGCUUUCUGUGUGUGUGUGUGUGUAUAAAUAUAUACUCCUGUAUUCUACAAUUAACUUUGAACCCGUGCUUAGCAUUCAUAGACUCUGUUAUAGAGCUUUUUUUGUUUUCAUGUUUAAUA
This is a messenger RNA of Clarias gariepinus (North African catfish), 2994 nucleotides long. RefSeq lists its product as uncharacterized. Gene Ontology annotation, molecular function: nucleic acid binding; zinc ion binding. The record is from RefSeq and is a predicted model, not a curated record. The coding region runs from base 408 to 2294 and encodes 628 amino acids. The transcript is spliced from 3 exons. NCBI's taxonomy places the organism in Eukaryota, Metazoa, Chordata, Actinopteri, Siluriformes, Clariidae.